Molecule: messenger RNA, 2907 nt
Organism: Thermochaetoides thermophila DSM 1495
Lineage: Eukaryota; Fungi; Ascomycota; Sordariomycetes; Sordariales; Chaetomiaceae
Product: putative suppressor of glycerol defect protein
Exons: 2
Coding region: 1-2907 (968 amino acids)
Biological process (GO): ribosomal small subunit biogenesis
Cellular component (GO): nucleolus
Molecular function (GO): RNA binding; protein binding
Source: RefSeq, a predicted model, not a curated record
AUGGCGCCCCCCAAGGCUCGGGGGCCAAAAAAGCCAACGCUCCCGUCCAGCCUUCUUAAGGAGCUCGGCGUCGGUGACCCGGCCAACAGAGGACAAAAGCGCAAGCGCGGAAGCGUCCAGGUGACGUCGCGCAAGGAGCGCCGCAAGCUCGAGAGGCAGCAGGCGAAGGCCCAGCGCGCCGGCGCCGCCGUUCGGAAUCAGAAUGCUGUUGCGCCGCCGAGUAUACAGAAAGCUGGCAAGCCGCAGAAGACGUUGGCAACUGGGAAGGAUGCGCAGACAAAUGGAAAGCCACCGAAGUCGAUCUUGAAGAAGGGCAGGCCGGUGCUUGAUGAAGAGGAUGAGGAUUUGAGCGGUUUUGAGGAUGAGUUUGACGAAGAGGAGGAAGGUGAUGGUGAGCUCUCGGAUGAUGUGCUUGAUGAGGGAUCAGAGGAGGGUGAGGAAGAUGAAGGAAGUGAAGAAGAGGGCAGCGAACUACGUUCGGACGAGGAUAUCGGGGAAGACCUCGGGCUCGACGACGACGAUGACUUCGGCGAAGGCGAUGGAGAGGACCUCGAGGACGACGACGUAGAGGGAGAAGCGAAGGCUCCCAAGCGAAAAAUACCCAAGGCUUUGGAGGACGCGAUCAAGCAGGACGACAAGCAGAUCCGCGAGCUGGAGAGGAAGCUGGGGAUAAAGAACCGUAAAAAGCUGCCCAAGGUGUUCAAGGAUGACGGCUUGGACGAGCUCCUCGAGGAUCUGGAUAAUUUUUUGGAUGACAUGACGGAUAGGCAGAGGCAAAAAGCCGAGGAGCAAGAGUGGUUGGCUCAGAAGAGAAGGAAAGCCGAGGCCGCAGCUGCUAAGAAGGCGAAAGAAAAGGAGAACAAGGCUGCAAAAGAAGACAAGGAUGGCAAAAAGACGAAAGAGAAGGCUGCUAGGGAAAGCAAGAAACGUCCUGAGCCAGAGUCUGACGAGGAGGAAGAUCUGGACGAGGAGGAUAUGGAUGAUCUUGAUGAAGAUGUGGAUGAGGACAUGGAUAAAGAUAUAGAGGGCUUCGACGAAGACGAUAUGGAUGGUUUCGACGAAGAGGCUGAAGAGGACGAGGACAUGGAAGACGAAGACGAGAGUCAAGGGGAUGAUUUCGAGGGCUUUUCAGAGGACGACAACGCAGACGAGCCGCCAGCGAAACGAGUGCGCGAAAACCCCUACGUACCCCCAACAACGGGCCAAGUCGCGAAAUAUGUUCCUCCAUCCCUCCGGAAAGAGACGAGCUCAGACUCCGAACUCGCUUCCCGCGUGCGCCGACAGACACAAGGUCUCGUCAACAGGAUAACAGAAUCAAACAUGCUGGCGAUACUGGGCGAGAUCGAGAAACUCUACCGCGAGUAUCCCCGGCAACACGUUACCUCGUCCCUCGUGGACCUGCUCCUCAUCCAGGUCUGCGACCAGACCAGCCUUCCCGAUUCACUGCUCAUCCUGACGGCCGGCUUCGCCACGGCUGCCUACAUGGUGAUUGGGACAGACUUUGGUGGCCAGCUUAUCCAGGAAGUGGUUGAGCGGUUUGACAAGUACUACGAGGAGGCCAAGAAGAUCGCGGAAGAACGGCCCGAUGUCCCCAAGCAGACAUCUAACCUUAUUACGUUUGUCGCGCAGAUUUACACGUUCCAGCUCAUUGGGCCAAACCUGGUGUUUGACUACAUUCGGAUGCUGUUGGAGAGCCUGUCCGAGCUGAACGCUGAGCUGCUGCUCCGCAUUGUCCGUAUUUGCGGGCCAGCACUGCGUCAGGACGAUCCUAUGGCGCUGAAAGACAUUGUGGCUCUGAUCCCUCCUGCCGUUCAGAAGGCGGGAGGCCAGAAGAACUUGACUGUCCGAACCAAGUUUAUGAUUGAUACCAUUACCGAUCUGAAGAACAACAAAAUGAAGGCCGGUGUGGGGGCAACGGCGAUAAUCGUUGAGCACACCACGCGGAUCAAGAAGAUACUAAGCCAGCUGAAAUCGAGGAGACUCAAAGCCACUGAGCCAAUGGGCAUUGGCUUGAAGGAUAUCCGGGAAGCCGACAAGCAAGGCAAGUGGUGGUUGGUCGGUGCUAGCUGGGCCGGCCGGUCAAAGGACGACAAGAAGCCCAAGACCGCAAACAAGGACGACGAAAGCGAUGACGACGACAGCAUCAUUGUCGACGACGUCGAAGAUGGUCCCGACCUGGCAGAGCUUGCUCGCGAGCAAGGCAUGAACACAGAGGUCCGCCGGGCCAUCUUCGUGGCCAUCAUGUCAGCCAUGGACUACCAAGACGCCUACCUGCGCAUCAUGAAACUACGGCUCAACAAGGAGCGGCAGCGCGAGGUUCCCAAUGUAAUCAUCCGCUGCGUUGGCGCCGAGCAGCACUACAACCCCUACUACACGCUCGUAGCCAAGCACCUCUGCGCCCAGCAGCGCGAGGUGCGCUGGUCGUUCCAAGCCAGCCUGUGGAGACUGUUUGGACGCAUGGGCGAGAACGAGUUUGGCGACGAGGAGGACGAACCUGUUGAAGACGAAGCAGGCGAUGCAGACCUCGACAUGCGGCGACUGGUCAACACAGCCAAGAUGUACGGCUCCCUGCUGGCAGCCAAUAGCCUACCCAUCACCAUGCUAAAGCGGCUCAACCUGGUGUAUCCGCAGCGCAAGACACGUGAUUUUGUUGAGCUGAUGUUGGUGACUGCGUUGCUGGAGCUGCAACAGAAAAGCGAGAAGCCCGAAGAAGCGAUUGUCAAGGUGUUCGGCGCUGUCGAGGCCACGCCCGACUUGGCAAAGGGUCUGCAGUACUUCUUAAAGAAGGUUGUUCGAAAAUCGGACCUCGCGGGUGGUAAGGAGAAGACCAAGUUGUUAAAGGAGGCGUGCAAGAUGGCCGAGGCGGCCGUUGAGACCGCGAUGGCAAGGGCUGAGGAGUUGGUAUAG